Chondrus crispus (carragheen) is the source of this 165-nucleotide messenger RNA. RefSeq lists its product as hypothetical. The transcript has a single exon. Lineage: Eukaryota; Rhodophyta; Florideophyceae; Gigartinales; Gigartinaceae. The record is from RefSeq and is a predicted model, not a curated record. Gene Ontology annotation, molecular function: DNA binding; structural constituent of chromatin. Bases 1 to 165 code for a protein of 54 amino acids. Gene Ontology annotation, cellular component: nucleosome.
AUGGCGAGGACCAAGCAGACAGCGGCGAAGAGCACGGGAGGUAAGCGUCCGCGGAACCAUCUCGCUCUGAAAGCUGCGCGCUUCGCCAGCCGCGACCACUUAAUGUUCGAGCUCUCAUCUCGAACAGAUGUAACCAAGGUUUCCAAGACGGGCUCCAUCUACUAG